GUUUCCGGUGAACACGGGUAUCCCAAACCCCGCCCUGCUGACGCAGGGUUUAACCUCAGUGGACGGUGGCCGGAAAAGGACAAUGGUUUCCAUGUUAGCGACAAACGCACUCCAGGCAGCUCUCUAACCUGAUAGUUGUGAGACGGCUGAGGAGCGAGGAAGUAGUCAGAGAAAGCUGCUGCCCCUUAUAGAACAGGAGCCAUGCCGCGCCGGGGCCUCGUGGCCGGGCCAGACUUUGACUAUUUUAACCGUCGGUACUUCACGCCGUCGGAAGUAGCGGAACACAACCAGCCCGAAGACCUGUGGGUGUCUUACCUGGGAUAUGUGUACAAUCUAACGCCGCUUGCACAGGAGUUUAAAGGGAACCUAUUGCUGAAACCCAUCCUGGAAGUUGCAGGCCAGGACAUUAGCCACUGGUUUGAUCCGAAGACCAGAGACAUUCGCAAGCACAUAGAUCCGCUGACUGGUUGCUUGAGAUACCGCACCCCGCGGGGCCGUUUCGUGCACGUCCCACCUCCUUUGCCUCGUUCAGACUGGGCUAAUGAUUUCGGGAAGCCCUGGUGGAAGGGGUCGAAUUACCAGGUGGGGCGACUGUCUGCCAAGACCCGGAACAUCCGUAUCAUCAACACUCUUACGUCGCAGGAGCACACACUGCAGGUGGGGGCUCUGGAAUCAAUGUGGGAAAUCCUACACCGCUAUCUCCCCUAUAAUGCACAUGCUGCCAGCUACACAUGGAAAUAUGAUGGGAAGAAUCUGAACAUGGAUCAUACCCUGGAAGAGAAUGGGAUCCGGGAUGAAGAAGACGAGUUUGACUAUCUUAAUAUGGAUGGCACACUUCACACACCUGCAAUACUGCUCUACUUCAAUGAUGACCUCACAGAGCUAUAGGAAAGGAGAUGCGUGUGCAUGGAACUCAAGACAUGUUUGAGUUUGCCUCUUUCUGUGCCUUGAGAAAAAGAGGUUUGGGUCUGUGAGGCCUGGGCCUAGACCUCUGUUGCCCUCUGGGAACUGGCCUGUGGUUCUUCCUGAAAUGUAAGAGCCCUUAUCCCUAGUUCCUCUAUGAUUUGCUCAGAGAAUAUUGGUGGGAGGAAUACUAGAGGAGAAUUAAUCCUUAGAAAUGAUAGGAGGAGAGCCACGGUCUCUCAGUUUGGAAUGUGCAGAGGAGGUGGAGCUCAGGCAGAACCGACUGUGGUUGCUGUGGUUGAUUCCCUUCCUAAAGGUGGUUAGCAGUUGACAGCACAGGAAAAGUGAAUCGCUGUCAGUUCAUUCAGGAUAGAAAUUAUGCUGAGAGUUUUAUGCUUUUUAAUACAGCUAUCUUAGAAGGUGAAUACUGGUAAUGCUAUUUCCUUAGUUUAGAAGGUUCAGGAGCACAAAACCACAUUAGUAACUGAAGAGCCACAGUGAGAAUCCAGGCCUGCCCAACUUUGAAAGUCAGGCUCUUUUCUGUGUAAAGGGGUAUUCUCAGCAGCCUCACUUAAUGCUAACAUUUCUAAUGGCUGCUCUCAACCUGUGUGUUUGAAAUGUGAGCUUGUCCUAUGAUUGCUGCACAAUGGGGAAAUGUAGCCUAUUGUGUAGUCAGCAUUAACUCUGAAGGGAGUUGACUAGCAGAGAACUCUAGGGAUAGAGGCAGGGAGGCCGAAUUUCAGCCAGGCAUUAGCUACUGAGGCUGCUUCUUUGUUAAUAUUAUAGCACUUUCUGGCUGUCCGGGGCAACAAGAUAGAUAUUUACUGACUCCAGGAGAAACCAGAAUGGAGGAACGGCCCGUAGAUCAGAACAUUGUAGUGAGGGGUCCAAAGGGGAGCACGUUUCCCCUUUCCUUUCACAUUAACACAGGGCAAGGAAGAGAAGGUUGACUUUGUAAGACGAUGAGGGGGCUUGAUGGUAUCAGAGAGAUGAGAGCUAAGGGAGGCAGACAACUCUCCUGGUGACUGGCUAGAUUUGGUUCCCUUUAUCCCUAGCAGGUGAGGGGAAUUAGGAAUAACUGAUAAAUUGAACCAGGCACGGUGGCUUUAAUCCUAGCACUGGGGAGGCAGAGGCAGGCAGAUCUCUAUGAGUUUAAGGCCAGACUGAUCUACAGAGUUAGUUCUAGGACAGCCAGAGCUGUUACACAGUAAAACCAUUUCCAAAACAACAACAACAACAAAAAAAAAAAAACAAGCAAAAAAAAUACGAGAUGAGUGGACUUCCCCACAGCAGUGAGCAAAAGUGAGCCUCUUCCCAGGCUCGGCCUCAGGUUCCAGUGGAGGGUGAUGUGACCUCCAUGAGACCCUGGGUGGGUGCAGUGUUUUCUGAGAGGGUGACUGUGGGAAGCAUGAACAGGGUGGGACCAACCCUGUUGAUUUCAAUGGUUUCUGAAUCUACUGAUGCUGAGGACUUUCACAUAGUCCCCUGCAAUCUAAAAAUUCAUACUCUGUUUGGAUCAAUCAGUUACAAUGUUUAGUCAGCUCUGAACUGAUAUUUGUGUAUUCUUGUUUGUUCUUUUAAGUCCUAAACUAUUGGAGAACCAUAGCCAUGUUGCUUCACCCAUGGCAUCCUCAGGGCAUGCACAUCUGGGAUGCAGUCAUUUUGCCCAAACUUGUCUCUUCCAGAGCAUCCUACUCCUACUUUUACCUGGGAUGGGCUCUCACGCUCUAGCCACCUUCCUACUUCAGAACUUGUUAGAAACAUGCUCCUUUCCCUGUAUGUUCAAGCUCUCAUCAAUUCUGUCCCUAAAAUCUUUGGAAUCUGUUCUUUUGUCUAAUAACCAUCUUUAUUUGUCUCAAUUGCUAGGGAACUUCUAGCUUUCCAUUGCCGCCUCGGCCUUCACAAACCUAAACAUCUGACUUUCUGCCUCAGAUCUUCAGGGUGGUUCUCACACUUUUGGAAUAAAGCUCUAAAUUCAAGAAGCCUUGCAUAAAUCAGGCCUGCCUUCCUUGCACAUGUCAUCCUUAGCAGCCCUUUGUCCCAUGUUCUGCACACCCUGGGUGGCCUGAUCAUGAAGUUUCUUCUUGCAGCGGUCAACACAAACUGUUAUCAGUUCACCACUGCAUGCCUCUGCUUUCCACCUUGAUUAUCCUAAACAUUCCUUCCCUUUGCUUUUUUGAUCCCACCCCUCGCGAGUUGUUUUCUUAGCACUAUGCAUUUUUCAGUAUUCUUAUUACCACUAUGAAACGAUGUAGAAUGGAUGCAAAUGACUGGCAGAAACCCCAUUCACUGCUGUAUUCUCACUACUGAGUACAUAAGCUGCUACUCAAUAAAUGUGACCAGAUGAGCUCAGA
Chionomys nivalis (European snow vole) is the source of this 3257-nucleotide messenger RNA. RefSeq names its product cytochrome b5 domain-containing protein 1. The transcript is spliced from 4 exons. Bases 202 to 888 code for a protein of 228 amino acids. The record is from RefSeq and is a predicted model, not a curated record. NCBI's taxonomy places the organism in Eukaryota, Metazoa, Chordata, Mammalia, Rodentia, Cricetidae.